UCUAUCAAGCUUGACUUGCAUUGCUUUGAACAAUUAGAUUCUCCUUUUGUUUAAUGUCUAAAUGGAAUUUGAGAAUCACUCACCAUCAAUAUCUUCAUUGCGUCAAAAUUUAUCAUGCAAGCCAUGCAACAACCCUAUUAAUUAUAUUUAUAAUCUAAAGCAAGCACAAGAAAGGCCGGUUACAGUCUUGAAGAAGAAGAAAGCAGGAAGGAAGAAGUUCAAGGAGACUCGGCACCCGGUAUAUAGGGGGGUACGGAAGAGAAAUGGGAAUAAAUGGGUAUGUGAAGUGCGAGAACCGAACAAGAAAUCAAGAAUUUGGUUAGGGACCUUCACUAGCCCAGAAAUGGCAGCUAGGGCACAUGACGUUGCUGCCUUAGCACUGAAGGGAGAAACUGCUACUUUAAAUUUUCCUGAUUCAGCUUUGAUACUUCCUCGAGCGAAGUCGUCUUCUGCUGGAGAUAUACGAAGAGCUGCGCGUGAUGCUGUUGAGGCCUUUAUACCUAGUGCUUCUUUGUGUUCUCCCCCCUCACCAUCUCAUCAUAAGAACUUUUCAUGCGUGACAAGCUCAAGUAAAGUUUUGAGUCCAGCUUUAAGCGAUCUCAAUCCACAUGAGAAGGGCAUAGAAAAUGUUUUCAAACCUUCAUUAAUUGGCAUGCAAGGUGUUGAGGUAUAUGGAAAGAAGGCUCUUAAUGAUGACCCUUUUUCAAUGGUCAUGAUGUCAUGCCCUAACAAUUGCUCGGAGAAGGUGUCCCAUCAACCCAAUGCACUGUUCUUUGAUGAGGAGGCAUUGUUUAACAUGCCAGGAUUACUUGAUAGCAUGGCAGAGGGUUUGAUCCUAACCCCACCAGUUAUGCAAAGAGGAUUUAAUUGGGAUGACAUGGCGUGUUCUACGGACUUGACAUUAUGGGAGGAGGACUAGCUAGAUUCUUGGUGAUCAUAAUUUAAGAUGUUUUGCUUCUUAAUUAAUUUGUUUUUGAUUUAUCAUGCAUGCGGCUAUAGACUAGUACAUAAUAAAGUUAGGACAAUUCUUGAUCCUUCAGUAUAUCCAGCUUUCUUAGGAUUCAUGUUUGAGAUCUUCAAGGUAUAAAAUCUCAAGAACCUCAAGUUUUAGCUAUAGAUCUCAAACCCCCUAACAAUAUUAAUGUCUUCUUAAUUUUCAUGUUCAUAGGCUAUAUAGCUGAUGGUUUGCAUUAAUCCUCUUCUGUAUUUAAACAUGAUCUGCUUAAUUAUUAAACCACAAACUAGAUUUAACUUUCCC
Messenger RNA from Populus trichocarpa (black cottonwood), 1258 nucleotides. Its product is annotated as dehydration-responsive element-binding protein 1B. The coding region runs from base 62 to 919 and encodes 285 amino acids. The transcript has a single exon. Lineage: Eukaryota; Viridiplantae; Streptophyta; Magnoliopsida; Malpighiales; Salicaceae. Gene Ontology annotation, biological process: regulation of DNA-templated transcription. Gene Ontology annotation, molecular function: DNA-binding transcription factor activity; DNA binding. The record is from RefSeq and is a predicted model, not a curated record.